Molecule: messenger RNA, 902 nt
Organism: Megalopta genalis
Lineage: Eukaryota; Metazoa; Arthropoda; Insecta; Hymenoptera; Halictidae
Gene: AP-2sigma
Product: adaptor protein complex 2, sigma subunit
Biological process (GO): clathrin-dependent endocytosis; intracellular protein transport
Cellular component (GO): membrane coat; AP-2 adaptor complex
Molecular function (GO): clathrin-cargo adaptor activity
Source: RefSeq, a predicted model, not a curated record
UAAUUUCUUUGGUCCAUUUCGAAGAUUUUCAACAUCAUAUUGAAGCAAAUGUUUCUGUUGCAUCUGAUUGUGAAGAACUCUUUCAACAUCCCGCGGCUCGGAAAACACGUAAAGACACGUUAAAGAGCAGUGACAAUGAUUUUUUCUCGACCCUCAUUGGUUGGACGAUCUUAAUGUGGAGAAAUUCGGAAAAUGGUGACGUUAGAGGGGCGUCGUUAAAGAGCACAUCGAAAUCGCGAUACUACGAAGGAGAAACUGUGAUAUGAGAUAUGGAUGUGACUAACAUUGUCUUGACAAUCCAGGGGUGGCAACAAAUGGCAUUCAAUCUCAUGUAUCCGUGUUGUUAAGCGACUGUCAAAUAAAUACGAAUCUCAAUUGUAACAAAGUAAUUUAAUCAUGAUUCGCUUCAUUCUUAUUCAAAACAGAGCUGGGAAAACCAGGUUAGCUAAAUGGUACAUGAACUUUGAUGACGACGAGAAACAGAAAUUGAUAGAGGAUGUCCAUGCUGUGGUGACUGUUCGAGAUGCCAAACACACCAACUUUGUUGAGUUUCGUAACUUCAAGAUUGUAUAUAGAAGAUACGCAGGUUUAUAUUUCUGCAUUUGCGUCGAUGUCAAUGACAAUAAUUUAUGCUACUUAGAAGCGAUACAUAAUUUCGUCGAGGUAUUAAAUGAGUACUUCCAUAAUGUAUGUGAAUUGGAUCUGGUUUUCAACUUCUAUAAGGUAUACACAGUUGUAGAUGAAAUGUUUUUAGCAGGGGAGAUAAGGGAGACGAGUCAAACAAAAGUACUGAAGCAGCUUUUGAUGUUAAACUCGUUAGAAUAAAGUUAUUCCAUUUACUUUGUUGCAUUAAUUGAACACUUCAUAAAAAUAUAAAAAAUAAACUAUAUUAUGACGAAAUA